Ordospora pajunii is the source of this 1008-nucleotide messenger RNA. RefSeq lists its product as uncharacterized. The record is from RefSeq and is a predicted model, not a curated record. Gene Ontology annotation, molecular function: RNA binding. Bases 1 to 1008 code for a protein of 335 amino acids. The transcript has a single exon. Gene Ontology annotation, cellular component: precatalytic spliceosome; catalytic step 2 spliceosome. NCBI's taxonomy places the organism in Eukaryota, Fungi, Microsporidia, Ordosporidae. Gene Ontology annotation, biological process: regulation of alternative mRNA splicing, via spliceosome; alternative mRNA splicing, via spliceosome; mRNA splice site recognition.
AUGAUAAAGUUCGUAGAUGAGCAGCUCAUUGGAUUGCUUGACAGUAUUGCCGAUGCUAAGAGGCAUGAGAUACACAUAAUGCACACUGCAUAUUCUGAAGUAUGCAAAUAUAGCAAAUGGGUGAUGAAUCCGGAAGUAAUGCAUGCAGAGCCAAAAUUUGAUGUAUCUUUGCUAAACAAGGUAUACAUAGGAAAUGUUGUCUGCUCAAAAAGCACCAUACUGGACAUUCUGAAUGUAUUUGGCCGAUUUUCAAUAAACUACAUCUGCAGCAAGGAAUGUGUGUUUGUGGACUUUGACAAUCCGCAUGCUGCAUAUUUGUGCAUGGAGGAGGUGAAUGGAAUGGUAGUUGAUGGAAAGUCAUUAAAAGCCGGUAGAACAUCUUCGUUUCCGUCUGAAAUUCCGCAUGAAAUACGAAAUCCAGAUAAGUGCAUUGUGUAUGUAUCCAAUGUUAGCCAGGAGGUAGAAGAAGCACAUCUCGAGGAAAUAUUUUCAGGGAUAGGAAAGGUAAAUUCGGUCAGGCUUUUGUAUGAUUCAUGGUUUGUACAUAAAGGAUAUGCAUAUGUCAAGUUUGAAUUUGCUGCUGAUGCAAGAAGGGCUCUUGGAUACACGAACAAGAUCUGUAUCUAUGGCAUGAAGCUAAGGAUUGGCCCGACAGUCAUAAAGAUGGAGAUGCCCGAGCCCGUGCAUCAUUCUGAGAUUCCAAAAAGGGUGUUUGAGAUUAAAAGACGAAUUGAAAGCAUGCUAUUCAGCAAGGGAAGGAUGGUUGUUUUGAAGAACCUGAUAGAUGAUGAGGAAGCUGACGAUGAGUUUGAGCAGGAGAUACAAGCAGAAAUGAGGAAGCUGGGGAAUGUCGUCAAGUUUGUGGUGCUGAAGAUACCCGAAGUGGCUGUUUACUGCAUGUAUUCCUCAGAAGACGAAGCAAGACAUUCGUUUGGGAUUCUGAACGGCAGGUUUUUUGGAGGAAGGCGAAUUCGAGCAGAGAUGUCGUCUGAAGAGUUUCCCGAGUAA